This is a messenger RNA of Kluyveromyces marxianus DMKU3-1042, 2142 nucleotides long. RefSeq names its product glutamine-dependent NAD(+) synthetase (gene QNS1). The record is from RefSeq and is a predicted model, not a curated record. The transcript has a single exon. Bases 1 to 2142 code for a protein of 713 amino acids. Gene Ontology annotation, cellular component: cytoplasm. Gene Ontology annotation, biological process: NAD+ biosynthetic process. Lineage: Eukaryota; Fungi; Ascomycota; Saccharomycetes; Saccharomycetales; Saccharomycetaceae. Gene Ontology annotation, molecular function: NAD+ synthase (glutamine-hydrolyzing) activity; ATP binding; glutaminase activity.
AUGUCCCAGCUAAUCACAGUUGCAACUUGCAACCUAAACCAAUGGGCUCUCGACUUUGAAGGUAACAGAGAUAGAAUCCUUGAAUCCAUCAGAAUUGCCAAAGAGAGAGGUGCAAAGCUCCGUGUUGGUCCAGAAUUGGAAAUCACUGGUUAUGGAUGUUUGGAUCACUUUCUGGAAGACGAUGUUCUUCUUCAUUCUUGGGAAAUGUAUGGCCAAAUCAUUGGACGUCCAGAAACCCAUGGCAUCUUAUUGGACAUAGGUAUGCCUGUUAUGCACAGAAAUGUUCGUUACAAUUGUCGUUUGCUAUCUCUUGACGGUAAGAUUCUGUUCAUCAGGCCAAAGGCUUGGCUUGCCAACGAUGGUAACUACAGAGAAAUGAGAUUUUUCACUCCUUGGGUGAAACCUGCCCAAACAGAGGAGUUCUUAUUGCCUCCAAUGAUUCAGAAAUUGACUGGGCAAUUCCGUAUUCCAUUUGGUGAUGCGGUCAUCAGUACUCUAGACACUUGUAUUGGUGCAGAAACAUGCGAGGAAUUGUUUACUCCGCAAUCCCCACACAUUGCGAUGUCGCUUGAUGGUGUUGAGAUCUUUACUAACUCAUCGGGCUCUCACCACGAAUUGAGGAAAUUGGACAAGAGAUUGGAUUUGAUUAUGAGUGCUACAAGGAGAUGUGGUGGUGUUUAUUUGUAUGCCAACCAGCGUGGGUGUGAUGGUGAUCGUUUGUAUUACGAUGGUUGUGCUUUGAUCUGUGUUAACGGAAAAAUUGUUGCACAAGGUUCUCAAUUCUGCUUGAAAGAUGUAGAAGUUGUCACUGCAACCGUUGAUUUAGAAUCGGUCAGGAACUACCGUAGUACUGUCAUGUCUAGAGGAUUGCAAGCAUCGUUAUCAGAGACUAAAUACAAGAGAAUUGAUGUGGAGGUUCAGUUGGCAACCAUGCGUGACAGAUUCAAUUCUGCUGUUGUUCCAACGGAGGCCAGAGAUGUCUUCUACCAUAUUCCACAAGAAGAAAUUGCUUUGGGUCCUGCUUGUUGGCUCUGGGAUUACUUGAGACGUUGUAACGGUACAGGUUAUUUCUUGCCUUUGUCAGGUGGUAUUGACUCUUGUGCUACUGCAAUGAUCGUCCAUUCCAUGUGCCGUUUAGUUGUUCAAGAAGCAAAUGCAGGUAACGAACAAGUAAUAAAGGACGCACGUAAUAUUGCACGUAUGGGUGACGAUUGGAUCCCUUCAAGUCCACAAGAAUUAGCAGGCAAGAUUUUCCACACUUGUUUUAUGGGAACAGAAAAUUCAUCUACUGAAACAAGGUCAAGAGCUAAGCAACUUGCUAAGGAUAUCGGUGCGUACCAUGUAGACUUGAACAUGGACUCUUUGGUGUCUAGUGUUGUCACUUUGUUUGAAGUCACUACUGGUAAGAGACCUAUUUUCAAGAUCUUCGGAGGCUCUCAAAUAGAGAAUUUGGCUUUGCAAAAUAUUCAAGCACGUUUGAGAAUGGUAAUAGCAUACUUGUUUGCUCAAUUAUUGCCAUGGGUUCGUUCAAUUCCAAAUUCCGGUGGUCUUCUUGUUUUAGGAAGUGCAAACGUUGAUGAGUGUCUAAGAGGUUAUUUGACUAAGUACGACUGUUCUUCUGCUGAUAUUAAUCCUAUUGGUGGUAUUUCUAAAACAGACUUGAAGAAGUUCAUUGCAUAUGCAUCAAAAGAAUAUGAAUUGCCAAUUCUUGAUGAAUUCCUCAAUGCUACUCCUACCGCUGAGUUAGAACCAAUUACCAAAGAUUAUGUUCAAUCAGACGAAAUAGAUAUGGGUAUGACUUACGAAGAACUAUCAGUGUUCGGCCGUUUGCGUAAAGUUGAGAAAUAUGGUCCUUUCUCAAUGUUCCUAAAGUUGUUACAUGAAUGGACUCCAAGAUUGACACCUGCCCAAGUUGCUGAAAAGGUUAAAAGAUUCUUCUUCUUCUACGCUAUCAAUAGACACAAACAAACUGUUUUGACUCCUAGUUAUCAUGCAGAACAAUAUUCGCCAGAUGAUAACCGUUUUGACUUGAGACCAUUCUUGAUCAAUCCACGUUUCCCAUGGGCUUUCAAAAAGAUAGAUGAAGUUGUGGCUCAAUGUGAGGGUAAAAUCGACGCUCUUGAUGUGAUGACUGUAGAAUGA